AUGUCCACCGGCAUUGGUUCUUUUGUUGCCGGUGGUAUUGCAGCAUGCGGCGCCGUCACAGUAACUCACAGCUUCGAGACUGUCAAGGUACGGUUGCAGCUUCAGGGUGAGCUACAAGCCAGAAAGGAUGCUCCCAAGAUGUACAGAGGUGUGCUUCACGGCAUGUCAGUCAUCUUCAAAAACGAGGGUAUCAGGGGCCUAUUGCGUGGUCUGAACUGCGCCUACGUCUACCAGAUGAUGCUCAAUGGCUGCCGUCUCGGUUUCUACGAGCCCAUUCGCACACAUACCAACUCGCUACUCCUCAAUCGCGACUUCUCGCACGCUCACGAUCCGAAAGCCACCGCAAUGCAGAACCUCCCCGUCAACAUCUUCUCGGGUGCUUCGUCUGGAAUCAUUGGCGCUGCCCUCGGCUCCCCUCUGUUCCUUGUCAAGACUCGUCUCCAGAGCUACAGUCCUUCGUUACCAGUCGGCGCACAACAUCAGUACAAGAGCGCGGCCGAUGGCUUCUCUCAGAUCUAUCGCGCUGAGGGUAUCAAGGGUCUUUACCGUGGCGUUGUCCCAGCCAUGGUCCGUACGGGUUUCGGAUCUAGUGUUCAACUUCCCACAUAUUUCUUCGCCAAGCGCAACCUCGUAAAACACCUUGGAAUGGAGGAGAGUCCUGCUCUGCAUCUCAUGUCUUCGGCCUGCUCUGGAUUUGUUGUUUGCUGUGUCAUGCACCCUCCGGACACCGUCAUGGGCCGCAUGUACAACCAGACUGGCAACCUCUACUCUAGCGCGUUUGACUGCUUGUUCCGCACAAUCAAGACGGAAGGCCCGCUGGCUGUUUACAAGGGCUUCUUUGCUCAUUUGGCUAGAAUUUUGCCGCAUACCAUCCUGACACUCAGUUUGGCCGAGCAAACCAACAAGCUCAUGCGAAGAUUCGAAGAUCGCGUCCUUCCUAGCAGACAAAAGGCAUAAGAGUGAACACUGGUAGCAGACAACUUCCGAAGCUCUCGAGCUCUCUUUCAACUGUAUAUGUUCGAUUCUCAAAGCUCUGCGAGAGCAUACCUACAAAUGAUCAGACAGCCUACAUCAGGUCAGGGAGGCCGUGAAAAGCAGACACACACUCGACUCCGACAUCAUACUCCGGUCAAGCAGUUUCGAACGAGAUCUACUACACAUCGAUCUGAAAAGAACCUGAUGUACAGUUGCACACAAGAUGAUGACUGCUGGAAGAGCAGAUGAUCAAAGUGGAUGCACGAGCAGAGACGUCUUGCAGACCGGCCAUUGUAAGACUCGGUACCUCGAAUCAUGAGGCAUGAGGCAUGUGGCAUUCGGUAUAUGGUCUCAGCAUGAGAAGCUAUAAUGACGAGGGCUCUUAGCAGACGGCUCGACUGAUCUCAA
Molecule: messenger RNA, 1383 nt
Organism: Aureobasidium pullulans EXF-150
Lineage: Eukaryota; Fungi; Ascomycota; Dothideomycetes; Dothideales; Saccotheciaceae
Product: mitochondrial carrier
Exons: 3
Coding region: 1-957 (318 amino acids)
Source: RefSeq, a predicted model, not a curated record